AUGUCGGACGACGAAGAUUUACAGAAUAGCGCGGACCGGACGGAGAACGUCGACCCAAAUGUCGCUGAAGAAGCCACUUUGCUGAGCCCAAUGGCACAACUCUUGCGAUCGAAAGCGGCGGACCGUGAGAAACUCCAAGAAAGGAGGCGGAUGAUUCUGGCGGGUCAAGAGCCCAUGGAAAAUAUUCAGCGGACGCCGCGCAUGACAUCAAAAGCGAUGGGAUCUUCGUCAAAUGGGCAGCAAGGUCAGUUCCACUCACUUAGAACUAGCAGUUCAAGCAGUGAUGAAUCAGAAUUGUCUUUGCAAAGCGAGUUGAGCACAGCACGCCUCAUGAACGAGUACAUGCGAGCGGCUGCUAUGCCUGAUGUCAAACCAUUCGCAAAUCGCAAAGGAGAAAAGUUUACAGAUUUCCUAAGACAGUUUAGGCUAAAAUACCCAGAGACAACAUGGCGAGAUAGUGAAAGGCGUGAUAUCUUGGUAGGCCUAUUAGAGGGGGAAGCAAGAAUGCACUAUAAAACCCUCCCAAAGGAUGUCCGAAACGGGUCGUUACAAACAUUAAUAGAAGGAAUGAAGAGAAGGCUGAAAGGUAGACGGGCCGGAAGAGCAAGCCAAAGCUAUGAGAAAACUCCGAACAUACGGAAAAAAGGAGAUCAGUCAGUGUUACAGUUCUGCCUAGAGUUAGAAACGUUAUCGUGUAAAGCGUACCCAAAUGCUGAUGAUCACACCUUAUCGCUCAUGCGGGCAGAGAUUCUGCAAGAGCAACUGAGCCAUUGGACAGAAGCAAUACAGCUUCUAGAGAUACUGGAGACGGAAACUAGUGGGAAGGUUUACGAGAAAAUGAGGGAAACCGCGUUGAGAAUCGAGCGAUUGAGGGAAAACAGUUCGCUCGGCAGGGCGCAUAGGCGCCACUGGGAUUCAGGGCGAAAGGGCCCACCCCAAGGCAUGAACGGGAGCAACAAGGCCGCCCCAACACCGGACAAACAAGACGGCAAGAAAUUCAACGGACGCGCACCACAAAGGACUCAGAAGGACGUCACCUGUACGAACUGCGGCAAAAGAGGCCAUGAAGCGCAAGAGUGCUGGAGCAAGAAAAGCGACCGACAGGCAGUGUCAUUCAGCGCGACGCUGGACACAUGGUGCUGCAAGACAAUACAAUCAAAAGCAGGAAAGUGCGUAGAGGUAGGGAGCAAAUAUAUGGUCACGCUAACCUGCUUGGGGUCAAAAGAAAGUGGAUUGAUAGACAGCGGAUCGCAGAUAACCAUAAUACCGCUUGAAAUUCUGAAGAGAGCAAGGGAUCGCGGUCAAGACAUGGACCGUUUAUGCACACAAGUACCACUUCCUGAUGUCAACGCAUACGAUGCAUCAGGGAACAGGAUGGACUUCUUGGGCUGUGUGCAGCUGAACCUAGGCCUUGAAGGCAGAGGAGAGCACCCAGUAAGGGCGUAUGUCAAGAAGUUAAAUGAUAACGUCAUCCUAUUAGGUACCAAUGUUCUGCGGACCCUAGGCAUCCACACUGGAAUUGAACGAUGCACAAGCACGGAAGAUGAGGGAUGUACUACAAGAAGCGGUUGGCAAGAAACGCUUCACCCAAUACAAGGAGACGCUAUGCCAGUCAGGCAAGAUCAUCUACAGGAACCACUGAGAAAAAAGAGCAACGUGGUGGCAGUUGAUGAAGAAGGUCAGAAGAGUCGCGUGGAAGCGGAGGAAUCUUCGCAGCAGGAACCAGAAAAACGUUCCAGAGAAGCCACCGUAGUAAAACGGGUAUACGUCAGUCCAGGACAAUGCGCACUCAUCCAGGUGCAAGGAAAUGGCCAGCAAGAGGACGCGGCACUUUGUUCAGUCAACGCAAACAUUCCGACAGGUGUAUGUGAAUUUUCACAAAAUGGCACCACGGAAGUACCUGUACUCAACCAUACAUCACAGCCCAUAGUCUUCCAAGAAGGACAGAAGAUCGGAGUCUGGGAAGAAGUUGACUGGAUACAAGCGGCAACAAAGGACAUAGAGUCGGAC
This is a messenger RNA of Cooperia oncophora, 2010 nucleotides long. The record is from the annotation of a GenBank genome assembly. NCBI's taxonomy places the organism in Eukaryota, Metazoa, Nematoda, Chromadorea, Rhabditida, Trichostrongylidae.